AUGAAAGCUUAUUUGAGAGCUCAAAGUUUAUGGGAUAUUGUGGAAAAUGGAAGCAACCUACCACCUCUUCCAAAUAACCCAACAGUAGCUCAAAUAAAAUAUCACAAUGAGGAAGUGUCUAAAGAAGGAAGAGCACUUGCCAUAAUACAUGCAGCACUACAUGAUGAUAUAUUUAUCAAGAUCUUGAAUCUUGAGAUUGCAAAAGAAGCUUGGGACAAGUUGAAGGAGGAGUUCCAAGGAAGUGAAAGAACAAAGAAGAUGCAAGUGCUGAACUUGAGAUGGGAGUCUGAAGCACUAAAAAUGAAAGAAACUGAAACUGUUAGAGAAUUUUCUGACAGAAUUUCAAAGGUUGUUUCACAAAUUAGAUUGCUGGGAGAGGAACUCAGUGAUCAAAGAGUUGUGGAAAAAAUUCUAGUGUGUCUUCCAGAGAAGUUUGAAACAAAAAUAUCCUCUCUUGAAGAAACUAAGGACCUUUCUCAAAUCACACUUGCAGAGCUUGUUAAUGCUUUGCAAGCUACUGAACAAAGAAGAUCUUUAAGGAUGGAAGAAAAUGUUGAAGGUGCUUUUGUGGCCAAUACCAAAAGCAAAAAUCAAAACUACAACAGUUUUGGGAAAAAGAAAUUUCCACUUUGUCAAUAUUGCAAAAAAGAUACUCGUUUAGAAAAAUAUUGUUGGUACAGGCCAGAUGUUGAAUGUAGAGCCUGCAAUCAACUUGGUCAUGUGGAGAAGGUUUGCAAAAAUAAAGUAAACCAACAGGAACAACAAGCCAAAGUUGUUGAAUACCACCCACAAGAGGAGCAAUUAUUCAUGGCUUCUUGCUAUUCUGACAAUAGUAGCAAAGAAACAUGGCUAAUAGAUAGUGGGUGCACUAAUCACAUGACUCACAAUGUUGGCAUUUUUAAGGAACUUGAUAAGUCCUUUUACACCAAAGUUACUAUCGGGAAUGGAGAACAUGUCGAUGUCAAAGGAAAAGGUGUUGUAGCUGUUGAAACUCCCUCAGGUGUCAAAUAUAUUUCAGAUGUUUUAUUUGUUCCUGAAAUAAAUCAAAGUCUUUUAAGUGUGGGGCAAAUGAUGGAAAAGAACUAUUCAUUGCAUUUCAAAGACAUGAGAUGUACUAUUCUAGAUCCUUUUGGAUCUAAGUUAAUGACGGUUGAAAUGAGAGGUAAAAGUUUUCCAGUAGAAUGGAAACAAACAACCAUGCAUGCAUUUCCAAGUACUAAUUGGGAGAAAAGUCAAGUUGGAGGUCCAAGUAAGGUAUUACCUAUGGAGGAUAGUUUGGAAGAUCAAAAUUCAGAAGAUGGAGGAGAAAAUUAUGCUAGUGAUGUUGAUUUUUCAACACGAGGUACUAGAAUUUUGGAUGAUAUUUAUGUCAGGUGCAAUAUAGCUAUAUUAGAGCCUACAUGGUAUGUUGAAGUUGCUAAUGUUGAGGAAUGGACAUGUGCCAUGCAUGAGGAGAUAAAGAUAAUAGAGAAAAAUCAAAUAUGGCAUCUUGUAGACAAAGGAAAUCAAUUUGGAGCAUUGUAA
This is a messenger RNA of Vicia villosa (hairy vetch), 1524 nucleotides long. RefSeq lists its product as uncharacterized. The transcript has 3 exons. The record is from RefSeq and is a predicted model, not a curated record. NCBI's taxonomy places the organism in Eukaryota, Viridiplantae, Streptophyta, Magnoliopsida, Fabales, Fabaceae. The coding region runs from base 1 to 1524 and encodes 507 amino acids.